AUGUCCUCGGCAGGUCGUCGAGUACACUACUCACCACCAUGGGGCAACGCCAGCAUUAUUGGAGUCGCUGGGAGCAGUGGGUCAGGCAAGACAUCGUUGGCAAUGGCGAUAGUGGCAUCUUUGAACUUACCCUGGGUCGUUAUCUUGAGUAUGGACUCGUUCUACAAGCCUUUAACGCCAGAACAAUCAGCGGCUGCAUUUCGCAAUGAGUUUGAUUUUGAUUCUCCCAAUGCAAUCGACUUUGACAUAUUGGUGGAGAGACUGAAAGAUAUCAAGAAUGGCAAGGUUGCUGAAGUACCAAUUUACUCAUUUCAAAAGCACGCGCGGCUAGAGAAAACCACGACAAUCUAUUCGCCGCAUGUUCUCAUCUUGGAGGGAAUUUUCGCACUCCAUGAUCAGCGGGUUCUGGACCUGUUGGACCUCAAGAUCUUCGCUGAAGCAGAUGCGGACCUCUGUCUGUCAAGACGACUGGUUCGAGAUGUCCAGGAACGUGGCCGUGAUAUUGAGGGUUGCAUCAAGCAGUGGUUUGGUUUCGUCAAACCCAACUUCUACAAGUACGUUGCACCACAAAGGGAGAUAGCCGAUCUUAUCAUCCCGCGUGGUAUCGAAAACAAGGUUGCCAUCACCAUGGUCAGCAACCAGGUGCGACAGACGCUCGAGCAUAAAUCCAUCGCUCAUCAAACAGAGCUCAGGCGUCUUGGCAAAAUUGCGGAGGACAACCCGCUCAGCUCAAAUGCCAUUGUGUUGAAACAGACGAACCAGGUCAUCGGAAUGCACACUCUACUAUUGGACCCUGCAACUUCAAGAGAGGACUUCGUCUUUUACUUCGACCGUAUGGUAGCUCUACUCAUUGAAACGGCUGCAGACUUCCUCCCAUUCGCUCAGCAUAGCGUGACUACACCACAAAACCAUACCUAUCAGGGUCUGACCAAAGCUGCUAAGGUCAGUGCCGUGGUCGUUUUGCGCGGUGGUAGCGCUUUCGAAACGGGUCUUCGACGCACGAUUCCCGAUUGUAUAACGGGUAGAAUACUUAUUCAGACCAACUAUCGAACUGGCGAGCCGGAACUACAUUACAGAGCUUUGCCUGUGGACAUCGCUCAACAUGGCCUCAUUCUAGUUUUAGAUCCGCAAUUCUCAUCAGGUGCGGCGGCUCUCAUGGCUGUAAGAGUUCUAGUAGACCAUGGGGUCCCCGAGAAGAAGAUCGUCUUCGUCACGUAUACGGCAGGUCGUGUCGGUCUGAACAGAGUCUUGAGCGUCUUCCCCGACAUGAAAAUUGUUGUGGCUAGAUUGGGAGAUGAUAUGGAGAAUCGUUGGGUAGAAACUAAGUACUUGGGAUGCUGA
Messenger RNA from Plenodomus lingam JN3, 1341 nucleotides. RefSeq lists its product as uncharacterized. The record is from RefSeq and is a predicted model, not a curated record. Gene Ontology annotation, cellular component: cytoplasm. NCBI's taxonomy places the organism in Eukaryota, Fungi, Ascomycota, Dothideomycetes, Pleosporales, Leptosphaeriaceae. Gene Ontology annotation, biological process: pyrimidine-containing compound salvage. Gene Ontology annotation, molecular function: uridine kinase activity; ATP hydrolysis activity; ATP binding.